AAACUUUUUUUUGCUAACUAUAUAUGUAUAUUAUUUUCUCAAAGUGACAUUCGGUUGAUCGAAGUAACUGAAAACAUUUGUAACCGAUUGCUGGAAUAUAAUUUACACAAAGAGCGAAGUGGGAGUAAUCGCUUUGCCAAGGGAAUGAGUGAGACAUUCCAGACUCUCCAUGGUCUUGUUCAUAAAGGUGUAAAAGUUGUUAUGGACAUUCCCUAUGAACUGUGGAAUGAGACGUCAGCUGAGGUCUCGGAUAUGAAGAAGCAGUGUGAUGUGAUGGUGGAAAAGUAUGAAGAUGUUAUUGAGGAUUGGUAUAAACAUCAUCAGGAGGAAGACCUCACCAUGUUCCUCUGUGAACGGCAUGUUCUGAAGGCCCAUGAGACAGAGUGUUUGAGGGAAAUUUGGAAUGGCCAGAAAGGGGACCCUGCAGUGAUUGAUGAGGAGAAGAAGAAGAAGAAGAAAAAAAAGAGAAAAAGUAAGAACAAAGAGGGUAAGGAAGGGGAAAGUAAGAAAGAGAAAAAAGGAAAGAAGAAAAAGAAACAAGAAGAGGACACUGAUCAAGAAGGAGGAAAAGGCAUGUCAUCUGAUGAUGAGCAGACCCAACAGAAAUCACCUCCAUCCCACAGACCUGAUGAACUGUAAAGACUGAAGAACUAGGCCAGAAAGUAUUGAUUCAGAACUGUGUAUGAGAGCAUUGCUGUUAAGUGGACAAUAACUUAAACCCAGUGGAUCAUUUUCAGAAUAUGAAUUUAAAUAGCUUUAAAUUAAUCUGAUACAGUAGGGGGAGAAAAGUUAGUUAUCUGACUGUUGGUCUAUCUAUUUAUACCUAAUGAUCCACUGCAACAACCCAUUUUUUUUACUGUCCUUUCCUAUUUCCAGUGACAAUGAUGUCGAAUGAUACACAGACUGUGUCUUCUGUUUGAUUGCUUGAAUUUAAGCAAGUUACUGUUGAGGUUUUUAUGCUUGAAUGCCACUACUUUGCCUUUUUAAGGGUAUUUUAAAAAUGUUCAUUGGAUACACAGUUCCAAAGUUGUGGGAACAGAAAAAUCAAUCUGUAUCAUACCUCUAGUAGUUUAGUCAGUAAUGGGAAAUUCAUAAUUAAUUUUGUGUCAAUUUUUCUUUGUAAUUGGGUCUUGAAAGGUUAACAAAAAAUGAGGUGUUUUGAGGUGGUAAUAGUGUUUUGACAUUGGAUUGAGCAAUGCUGUGAGGUGUGCUUUAAAACAAAUCCAACGAUUUCUCAAUCAUCAAAACACUGAAAGAGACCCAGAAGGAAGAACACACCAAUGCUGAAAUAUAAAAUCGAUUUAUAACUUUAAGGUUACUAGCUUUCAGUUUCAGGAAAAAGAAAGGAAUUUAGAAAUGCAUCUCCUGUAUAGAUCUCAAAAACCACCUUUAAAAAAGUCCACUUAUUUAGCUUCUAUAACCGAAUGGUUCUGUUUAAUAGAAUAAUAGCUCCAUUGUACAUUAAAGACGAAGUUGUAGGUUUUCCAUUUCUUUAGAAAGCGAAAUGGGAUUGCAAAAUGAUCUCUAAAAGGCAUUUUUAAAAAUUCUGGAAUUCCAUGUAAUAAACUCAGAAUUUGGUUUAGUCAGCCUAAAUCAAUGUCCCUCUAGCUUUAAUUGAUCUAUACUGCUUCUGUAAAAUUUCAGUUUUGUACAGAUGACAAAAAUAUUUAAUUCUUCCAUAUGCACCAAAGUGAAUCAUUGCUGAGCAUUACAACUAAAUAAAGACAUGCAUUCAGCAACAAAUGGGUAACAAAUGCUCAUAUUCCAUGGAUCAAAGUUUAAAAAUUCUGUCAGCCAAUUGGAUUUAAAUUGGCUGACUCCUUUCUUCUGUUAGGUGCAAAGUCGCAUAAUAAAACUCAGCAGGAAAGAUAGAAAAAAAUGUUCAUUGUUUUAAAGUCGUAAUUUCAAUGCAGUAAUCUGCUGUUGAGGUUUGCAUGAGCUGAAUAAAAUAAUUCACUCUCA
Rhincodon typus (whale shark) is the source of this 1962-nucleotide messenger RNA. RefSeq names its product canopy FGF signaling regulator 3 (gene cnpy3). Gene Ontology annotation, cellular component: endomembrane system. The transcript has 4 exons. The annotation marks the transcript as partial. The record is from RefSeq and is a predicted model, not a curated record. Gene Ontology annotation, molecular function: signaling receptor binding. NCBI's taxonomy places the organism in Eukaryota, Metazoa, Chordata, Chondrichthyes, Orectolobiformes, Rhincodontidae.